GCUAGGUGCUCUCUCCCCCUUGUCGAACCAAUAUGGCUGUCGAGCUUGGACAUCUCGCUCGAGCAGCUGCAACAAUUCUCUGCCUGUUGAUUUGCCAUGUUGCACCGGUUGAUUCCCUUGCUAAAGCGAGGAUAUCAGGUGCGACUGGAACCUGCAUCACCAGGGAGCGGGAGGCGCUUACGUCCUUCAAGGCAGACCUUCUAGACCCUGCUGGCCGUCUCUCGUCAUGGCAGGGCGAAGACUGCUGUCAGUGGGAGGGAGUCCGGUGCAACAGCAAAACAGGCCAUGUCGUCAGGCUCAACCUCCGCAACACGCAUGGCGACAACAGCCUGAGCUUGUCGAGAGAUGAGAUGGGCUCCUCUUUGGCUGCUUUACAACAGUUGAGGUAUCUUGAUCUGAGUGGGAAUUACUUUAGUGGUGCAAGCAUGCCAUUGUCCGUGGGCACUCUGGAGAACCUAAGGUAUCUCAACCUCUCGUUGUCAGGUUUCGGUGGGAGAAUACCUUCCCAACUCGGUAAUCUCUCAAAAUUGCAAUAUCUUGAUGUUAGGCGGAAUGGUAACUAUGAUGUCCGUGGCAAUUAUUCCUAUAAUCUGUACGCGGUGGAUCUUACAUGGUUGGAGCAUCUCCCAUUGUUGAGUAAUCUUGACAUGAGCGUUGUGGACCUCAGCCUUGUGCAGGAUUUGGUACACAUGGUUAACAUGCUUUCUUCUCUGAAAGUGCUCCGCUUACGAAAUUGUGGCCUUACCAGCACCGCGUCUGCUACUUCAAAAUCAAACCUCACACAUCUCCAAGUCCUUGAUCUAUCAUACAACUCGUUUAACACAUCACUAGAGCACAACUGGUUUUGGGAUCUCACAAACCUUGAGGAGCUUUACCUAUCAUCUUGCUACUGGUAUGGAUCUAUUCCUGCAGAACUGGGAAACAUGACGUCCCUUCAAGUCAUAGAUUUUACUGGCAAUGAUCUUGUGGGUUUGAUACCAAGCAACUUAAAUAAUCUGUGCAGUUUGGAAGUGCUGCAAUUUGAUGGUAAUAACAUUAAUGCGAGCAUAGGGGAGUUCAUGGAUCGAUUGCCAUGGUGCUCAAGGAGUACAUUACAAAUGUUGUCAAUGAGGAAUGCGACUAUGACCGGGCACCUACCACUAGAAGUUGGAGCACUAGGUAACUUGACAGAGUUGGAUCUCAGCUACAAUAAACUAAAUGGUGUGCUCAUGAAGGAGCAUUUUUCAGGCUUACUAAAUUUAGAGUAUCUGGACUUGUCAUACAACUCCUUGAAAAUGGAUAUUGAACCAAAUUUUGUUCCUCCGUUUAAACUGAAGUACAUAGAUUUACAGUCAUGCCUAGUGGGGCCCCAUUUUCCAGAUUGGCUUGGAUGGCAGACCGACAUUGAUACUCUUGGUCUUGCAAAUACAAGUUUGGAUGAUGUUAUUCCUGAUUGGUUUUGGGUGACAUUUUCCCGGGCUUCAGUCUUGGAUGCCUCAGGAAACAUACUACGUGGUUCAUUACCGGCAGAUCUACAACACAUGUCAGCAGAUUUUAUACUUCUGGGAUCCAAUAAGCUCUCAGGUCAAGUUCCACGGCUACCUAUAAAUAUAUCAAUCUUGGUUCUGUCCUCAAACACUUUCUCAGGGUCAUUGCCAUCAGAGCUAAAAGCCCCACUGCUUCAGGCAUUGCUUCUGCAAAAUAAUCAAAUUGCAGGCACCAUUCCAUCAUCUAUGUGCCAAUUGACUGGUCUGAAGCGGAUGGACCUAUCAAGAAAUAAUUUAACAGGAGAUGUUAUGCAGUGUUGGAAGGAGUCAGGUAACAGUUCUUCAGUGUCCAGCUUAAACUCUGCAGAACAAUUUGGUUCUGUCAUGCUUAGUCUAUCCUUGAGCAACAAUAAUCUCUCAGGUGAAUUCCCUAAAUUUCUUCGGAGUGCCUCACAAUUGAAGUUCCUUGAUCUUUCAUACAAUAGCUUCUUUGGAACAUUGCCAAGGUGGUUAGAAGAGAAAAUGCCACAGUUGCAAAUCUUGAGGGUGAGAUCAAACAAGUUUAGUGGCCAUAUUCCUAAGAACCUUACUUGCCUUGAAAAUCUUCAUUAUUUGGACUUGGCCCAUAAUAAUAUAUCAGGAACCAUACCAUGGUCGUUAUCAAACUUGAAAGCAAUGAGGGUCAUAAGUCGUAAUACGGUGUCCGUUAAUUUGGAGGAGAGUAUAUCAAUAAUCACAAAAGGCCAAACACGUGACUACACCUUUGAAGUCUACAACCUAGUGGUGAAUCUUGAUCUGUCAUGUAACAAUUUAACAGGACAGAUUCCUGAUGAGAUAAGUUUGCUGAUUGGGCUCACCAGCCUAAACUUAUCAAGUAAUCAGCUGACCGGAAGGAUCCCUAAUCAAAUUGGUGAUCUAAAGCAGUUGGAGUCCGUGGACCUAUCCUACAACGAGUUCUCUGGUGAAAUCCCGCCAGGCUUGUCGGCUCUAACCUAUCUGAGCCACUUGAACCUAUCAUACAACAACUUAUCAGGCGCGAUACCAUCUGGCCCGCAGCUGGAGGCUCUUGACAACCAGAUCGGCAUCUACAUCGGCAACCCCGGUCUUUGUGGCUACCCUCUGUCCAAGAACUGCUCUACUAGUACUACUGAUGCAGAGCAAAGUGUCAACCUUGAAGAAGCAGAUGAUAUCGCGUAUCUCUACCUUGGGAUGGGCAUAGGAUUUUUGCUUGGCCUUUGGGUGGUGUUUUGCACCAUGUUACUGGGGAGAACCUGGGCGAUUGCUUACUUUCAGAUCAUUGACAAACUUUAUGAUGAUGCUUAUCUAUGGGUGGCUAUUACUUGGGCUCACCUGAUGAAGAACCACGACGACGACGCGGCGUGAGGGAGCCCGCGGCAUGUGCAGUUGAACUGCUCAAGAGCUGUAUGAUAUUGCUUUGUGAUUUUUAUGUUAUUGCUUUGUGAUUUGGAGAGCAAGUGGUCCUAUGGUGUGUGUAUUGGUACUACUACUAUGUACGUACUAGUUUCUGGUGCUAAUACCAGUUACCUGUAAAGGUACUUAAUGUACCGCAGCACAAUAUAUUAUAUGGGUUGAAUCAAAUGGAACUAUUCCAUAAAUUUUAUCAGACCGAAAGCUGUGGACAUGGCUACGUGGACAGCAGUGGGCCUCCUGAGUGCUUGCGGCCUAUGUUCAUGCUUGCGCUCACAAAGGAGACAAUGUUGUUUUUGUUUCUGCGGGGCUGUAUGAUAUAUCGUGGUUCCGGCGACGGGGUUCAUGACCACUACCUUGGGCCGGUACGACGGU
This is a messenger RNA of Triticum aestivum (bread wheat), 3269 nucleotides long. Its product is annotated as receptor-like protein EIX2. Gene Ontology annotation, molecular function: protein binding. The transcript has a single exon. The record is from RefSeq and is a predicted model, not a curated record. Bases 33 to 2849 code for a protein of 938 amino acids. NCBI's taxonomy places the organism in Eukaryota, Viridiplantae, Streptophyta, Magnoliopsida, Poales, Poaceae.